Molecule: messenger RNA, 554 nt
Organism: Zymoseptoria tritici IPO323
Lineage: Eukaryota; Fungi; Ascomycota; Dothideomycetes; Mycosphaerellales; Mycosphaerellaceae
Exons: 1
Coding region: 9-218 (69 amino acids)
Source: RefSeq, a predicted model, not a curated record
ACUGCGAAAUGAUGAGCAGCCUGCCCUUGCUGGACGCAUCGCCGACGAGACCAGGAGGCUGUCCAACCUUUCGAGGUUAUCAGCGUCUCGAUGUGCAUCAGUCAGCCAUCUCGCCGCUUGCGGAAUUCGAGCCCGCCGUUGCUCUUCCCACGGAUCACGCCAGGAAGGCCGUGAAAGUCCAGUCUGGCAUACGGCUAGUCAUGUUCGGGCUAGCAUAGACGCAUCGAAGACUUCGUUCCGACCGUGGCCGGCAUCGCAUCAUGGACAGAGUCAUUGCGAAGGACUCUUCUCGCUGAGAGAAUAUAUGGCAUCGCGGCUGAUCGUCGGCUCGAAAACGCGAGAGAACGUCACGGGCAGCAGGGGGUCAAGAGUUCGCGUUUCAGCCCCACACUUUGGUCGGUCGUAAACGCCAACCAAAACGGCCACACCAACCCAAACGUUCGACUUGCAUUUUCCAAACACCCGACGACCUCAAACAUUCAUCGACUUGGCUGUUUCAUGGAAUGAGGCGGCUGCGCUGAACUCAAGGUCUUCCUCCAUUAUUCCGACCAUUC